Molecule: messenger RNA, 1809 nt
Organism: Hipposideros armiger (great roundleaf bat)
Lineage: Eukaryota; Metazoa; Chordata; Mammalia; Chiroptera; Hipposideridae
Gene: SLC39A3
Product: solute carrier family 39 member 3
Exons: 4
Coding region: 682-1626 (314 amino acids)
Biological process (GO): zinc ion transmembrane transport
Cellular component (GO): plasma membrane
Molecular function (GO): zinc ion transmembrane transporter activity
Source: RefSeq, a predicted model, not a curated record
CAGCAGAGCGCGAGUUGUCCCCUCUCUGGUGGGGCCAGGUUGUCCUCGACCUCGCGGGGCGUCCGCUGCCGCGCGGGACACACAGAAGGCGCUCAUUAAGUGCUGGAUGAAUAAAUAAAGGAAUGAAUGAGCCCUACCCUCCUCCGCCCAGCCCCAUUAACCCCCGGGUUCAGAGCGGCCAGGCCAGUCUCACCUCCACACUACAGUCUGGGGUGUAUGGACAUACAGCAAAUAUUUAUUGGGCGUCUACUGUGUACCUGGUUAGGGGCUAGGAAAGAGAUUCCCUGCCCCCGCAGAGGUCGCAGCCUAUAACAAAAGAGGAUAUUUUAGGGCUUUAAAUUAUGUAGUUCCCCAUAGCACAAAUAAUGCCAGAAAAAUGGCAGGGAAGGGGCUGGGAGAGGCCUCUGACUGGUGGCAUUUGAGCUGAGACCUGAAGAGCUCACUGAAGUGGGGGCGUGGGAGGUCCAGGGUGAAGUCUGUUCCACUUUGGCUCAUUGAGUCAUGUAAAGAGGACUACAUGCUUCAGCCAUUGUUCACUCAGCCAUUACUGAGCAUCUCUUCUGUGCCAGGCUUCCCGUGGCUGGACUGAGGCAUGAGGCCCUGGUAGCACAUCGAGGAGCAGGAGUGUGCACCUGCACGUGGUUUGGCCCUGCAGUGACUGCAGCAGCCCAGGCCGCCACCAUGGUGAAGCUGUUGGUGGCCAAAAUCCUUUGCAUGGUGGGCGUGUUCUUCUUCAUGCUGCUGGGUUCCUUGCUCCCUGUGAAGAUCAUCGAGACAGAUUUUGAGAAGGCCCACCGCUCGAAAAAGAUCCUCUCUCUCUGCAACACCUUUGGAGGCGGUGUCUUUCUGGCCACCUGCUUCAAUGCUUUACUGCCAGCUGUGAGAGAAAAGCUACAGAAAGUUCUGAGUCUCGGACACAUCAGCACGGACUACCCACUGGCGGAGACCAUUGUGAUGCUGGGCUUCUUUAUGACUGUCUUCCUGGAGCAACUCAUUCUGACCUUCCGCAAGGAGAAGCCUUCCUUCAUUGACCUGGAGACCUUCAACGCUGGCUCAGACGCUGGCAGUGACUCAGAGUAUGAGAGCCCCUUCAUGGGGGCCGCGCGGAGCCACACGCUCUACGUGGAGCCCCAUACCCACAGCCAUGGGCUGAGUGUCCAGGACCUGUCACACUCCAGCCCCCUGCGUCUCCUUAGCCUGGUCUUCGCGCUGUCGGCCCACUCUGUCUUUGAGGGCCUGGCCCUGGGCCUGCAAGAGGACGGGGAGAAGGUAGUGAGCCUGUUCGUGGGCAUGGCCAUCCAUGAGACACUGGUGGCCGUGGCCCUGGGCAUCAACAUGGCCCGGAGUUCCAUGCCUCUGAGGGACUCGGCCAAGCUGGCCAUCACCGUGAGCACCAUGAUCCCGCUGGGCAUCAGCCUCGGCCUGAGCAUCGAGAGUGCCCAGGGCGUGCCCAGCAGCGUGGCCUCGGUGCUGCUGCAGGGCCUCGCGGGCGGCACCUUCCUGUUCGUAACCUUCUUUGAGAUCCUGGGGAAGGAGCUGGAGGAGAAGAAUGACCGCCUGCUCAAAGUCCUCUUCUUGGUGCUGGGCUAUGCCGUGCUGGCCAGCAUGGUCCUCCUCAAGUGGUGAACGUCCUGUUGCUGUCCUCAUCAUGGUCGCCCUGCCCUGCCGGAGCCCUCGUAGAGCCCCGGGCCAGACACAAGGGGGAGCUCAGGCCCCCGGCUGCCCAGGCCACACCCCAGAUCUUGUACCCUGAAUCUCGGGGUACUGCUACUACUUGUAAAAACACUUCCCUUAAAGAUAUUUACCAAA